CCUCGGUUCCCGGACACCGAAGCAAACCGGUUUCGUUAGUUGUGCAGUUUGAGACUUUCAGAUCAAUAAGGCACUCUUCAUUCCUUUCAAGAGCUGUUCAGGAGCUAGUGCAAGGAUCCGAUAUCCAUGGCGCUGCGGAGAAUCAUCAAGGAGCUCAAGGACCUGCAGAGGGAUCCACCGACGUCCUGCAGCGCAGGCCCUGUGUCUGAUGACAUAUUCCACUGGCAAGCGACGAUCAUCGGCCCCAGCGACAGCCCCUACUCUGGAGGCGUGUUCCUGGUCACCAUCCACUUCCCUCCAGACUAUCCAUUCAAGCCUCCCAAGGUGGCGUUCAAGACGAAGGUGUUCCACCCGAACAUUAACAGCAACGGCAACAUCUGCCUGGACAUUCUCAAGGAGCAGUGGAGCCCGGCGCUGACCAUCUCCAAGGUCCUGCUCUCCAUUUGCUCGCUGCUGACGGACCCAAACCCGGACGACCCGCUGGUGCCGGAGAUCGCGCACAUGUGCAAGACCGACCGCCUCAGAUACGAGUCCACGGCAAGGGGGUGGACGCAGAAGUACGCCAUGGGCUAGAGCUCUUUCAGCUCUCCUCACUCAAGCAGCUCAGGGAGCAUGAGUGGCGGAGUGAGAGAGCAGAGCAGGCAGGGGACAAGAUCACAUGUAACCAACAUCCAUGAACAAUAAGAUUGCUUUAAUUCACUAACUAAGCCUAGAGUUGAGAUCUCAGGAAGGAUGAUAACUAAGAACGAUCAUAUGCACGAUUUUGAUGGCCUUCCGUGUCUGAAUCCAAAUUAUAAUAAAUUUUA
Molecule: messenger RNA, 806 nt
Organism: Setaria italica (foxtail millet)
Lineage: Eukaryota; Viridiplantae; Streptophyta; Magnoliopsida; Poales; Poaceae
Product: ubiquitin-conjugating enzyme E2 28
Exons: 3
Coding region: 127-573 (148 amino acids)
Biological process (GO): protein polyubiquitination
Cellular component (GO): nucleus
Molecular function (GO): ubiquitin conjugating enzyme activity
Source: RefSeq, a predicted model, not a curated record